Messenger RNA from Ectocarpus siliculosus, 2475 nucleotides. NCBI's taxonomy places the organism in Eukaryota, Phaeophyceae, Ectocarpales, Ectocarpaceae. The record is from the annotation of a GenBank genome assembly.
AUGGAGGAGGCGAUUGUUCGACUCGUUGCCCGCCGAGCUCUCUCCGCCCUGGACUGUGAAGAAGAGCGGCGGCGGCAGCAGCAGCAACAGCAGCAGCAGGGGCGAGAACAGAAGGGGCAGGAAGGGCGCGGAGAGAAUCAGGGCACGCAGAGGGCUGGGAGGGGAGCGGAGGCCAACCGGGGUGGCGAGGCAGACUCUGUGCUCUCGUCGGAGCCGGGGGGCAAGGGUGCAGCGGACGAAGGCUUCGCCGUGCCUGCGUCGCUUCGGCCUCUCUCCUGGCGCCUGGACUUUGCGACUCGCCUGGCCGUCAGCAACGCCAACCUUCGAGUGGUGUACGAGGCUCAGUUGGUCGGACUGAUGGGGUCAAUCGGCCUGCAGGAAGACCAGCACCUUGUCGGCUUGUCCCGGGCGGCGGGGGGGGGCGGGUGCGCCAGCGGUGUAGGAGAAGGGAAGAGGAAAAAACGCCUAUGCCUCUCCUCUUCCUACUCCACCCCCGGCGGCGGUAGCGGAAGGAAGCGCCGCCGCACGAACUCCUUCUCCCGAGCAGACGUCGUCGCUUCUGUCCAAAGCCCCAAGAAGAAGAAGAAGGCCAAUGAACCUCCCGGAAAGAGAGACGGGCAUGCGGGCUGCCACUCCUCCGACCCCCUUUUCCGCCCGGGCGCGGACGACCCCGCGCUCGCUGCCUCGUGCUCGUCGCCAUUGUCCGGCGGCGCGAGGAAGGUCAACCGGAGGGACAAGCGAAUGCCGGACAUGGUCGAAGCCGCGAUCGGAGAGGCGUUCGAGGCUUCUCUCGGAAGGACCUUUGGCGGCGGCGGCGGCGAGUCGUGGUCUUCGCCUCCUCCGGGGCCUCAGCGGUUCGCGGGAGCCCACAGAGCCCGGUUGGUGGACGGCCUCCUGUGUUCCGCGCUCAGCACGGACUUGUUUCUUUCCGGACUCGAUGGGUCCAGGGUCGGCGCUGACCUGGAGCGUUUCGGCGAAGAGGUAGAAGGCCCUUACGCUCAUGACGACGACUUUGUCAGCAGCUCCGGUUUUGUGAACAGCUUCGGCGCCCUUGACAGCAGCAGCGGCAGCAGCAGCGAGGACGAAGAGAGGGCGCGGGGAAUGGAUGAGGGAAGGGGGGAUGUAGGGGGGAGGUUGGGUGAACAGGGGUCAUCGCUUUCGGAGGACCUCGCUGCUGCGAAGUCUUCCGCCGCCGCUGCUGCUAUGACCGCGGCCGCCGCCGCCGCCGCACCUAUCGCCGACUCCACCGUACCGGAAGGAACCAGUACCGAUGAGCGCACCGCUGCGGGGAGGCAGGGCGUUCUCCGGCUGUACGGAGCGGCGCUGAUAAAGCUACGGGUGUCCGUUUUCCUCUUUUGCUCGACAUCGGCGGCGGCGGCGGCGGCUGGACCGACUGGAGCAGGAGAUGGGGACGGGGACAAGGGUAAAGAUGGUAACGAUAAGGAGGGUCCCUCCGAGCUUACGCUUCGGCGGCAGGGAGUCAUGUCUCGGGAGAACUUGGACGCGGUCGCGAAACUCAAGCGCCCGGGUGGCAGCGGCAGCGAUGGCCAUCCCCCGCCGCGCUACGCCCGACUGCUGGGCCAGCUCCCGAGGGACAGCCGCCACCUCCUUGCUCGGCUAGGACACCACGGGUACGUGAAAGUCCUCGAACAUAUCCUGCAGGGAUUCCUGCGUUCCUCCAACGGUUCUGCCUCUCUUGAGGCUCCCGCCGCCGCCGCUCCCGCCGCUGCGGGUGACCCCGCUUCCUCUUCGGCUCUCGAGACCAACAUUGGCACCACCGAUACUGCCGGUGCCGACGGCUGCGAGACCGCCGCUCGCCCUGCGCCUGACAACGCCACUGCCGCCGACGAGAGCGCGCCACCAGACGCAGAUUCAAUCCUUACCGAGAAUCCGGGGUCCUCCGCUCGCGGGGACGACCUACACGAAUCUUCGUGGCCGCCGCCGCCGCAGCUUCCAGACCUAGUCCCAGAUCAUGGCCCAGGCCGGAGUGAUCCCUGGCGGGCGCUGCAAGCGGGGGCCCCGCACCCGUGCCUCUCUGGCCUAGUCGACCCUCCCGGACUGGCAACCGCGGGGGGCACGCGGUUGGUGCUGCCGAUGCCGAACCCCUUCUACCGGCGAGUCCUGCACGCCCUCUGCCGCGUCCACGGGCUCCGUUCUCGCGGCGGAGAGACGUUGGCGGCGAAGCGAAUACUGCCACCGCCGCCGCCGCUGCCGCCGCCGCCUGGGCCGAAGGGAGAGGGGGGGGGUGGGGGGGCGUCAGUGGCAGCAGGCCGGGCACUCGCCACGACGGAAGGAGAAGCGGGGGAAGGCGUCGGGAGCUUGGGGGGCAUCGCGGUUCGACAUCGCACGGUGGAGGUCACAAGGGGAGACGGCGGUGGCGGGGGGCAGGGGAAGAAGCGGCCCGGGGGCGGGCGAGGGCUUGGAGACGUGUUGAUUCCGGUUGAGGUGUUGCUGGGGGAAGAAGCAUGUGCCUGA